Neomonachus schauinslandi (Hawaiian monk seal) is the source of this 174-nucleotide messenger RNA. RefSeq names its product NADH dehydrogenase [ubiquinone] 1 beta subcomplex subunit 1-like. The record is from RefSeq and is a predicted model, not a curated record. The transcript has a single exon. Gene Ontology annotation, cellular component: mitochondrion. Lineage: Eukaryota; Metazoa; Chordata; Mammalia; Carnivora; Phocidae. Bases 1 to 174 code for a protein of 57 amino acids.
AUGAUGAACAUAAUUCGGAUUAUUCGUGACCGAUGGACACACACACUUGUGCCUGUGGGAUUUGUGCUUGGAUGUUAUUUAGCCAGAAAGAAUGAUGAAAAGCUAACUGCCUUCUGGAACAAGAAUAUGUCUAAAAGGGAACUGAGACAAAAGGAAGAAGCCACCUGGACUUAA